AUGGGUGGUGAAGACAUUGCUCCCCGCUUCGAGACCCUGCAGCUCCAUGCUGGUAAAGACAUUGGAAUUUCUCUAUUGUUGCUGCGAGAGACUGACCAAGCCAAUUGCAGGCCAGGAACCCGACCCAACCACCAAAUCUCGAGCAGUCCCCAUCUACGCCACUACAUCCUUUACCUUCAAUGACUCGGCUCACGGUGCGAGGCUGUUCGGCCUCAAGGAGUUUGGCAACAUCUACUCCCGCAUCAUGAACCCGACUGUCGACGUCUUGGAGAAGCGCAUUGCAGCCUUGGAGGGCGGUGUUGCAGCUUUGGCUACUGCGUCGGGCCAGUCGGCUCAGUUCAUGACCAUUGCAGCUCUGGCACACGCCGGCGACAACAUUGUGUCGACCUCCAACCUCUACGGAGGCACAUACAACCAGUUCAAGGUCUUUAUGCCACGAUUUGGAAUUACCACCAGAUGGGUGCAAGGCGACGACCCGGCGGACUUCAAAAAACUCAUCGAUGAGAAGACCAAGGCCGUUUACGUGGAGACUAUUGGAAACCCCAGAUACAACGUGCCGAACUUUGAGGCUAUCGUGAAGGUUGCACAUGAGGCCGGUGUUCCCGUGGUGGUGGACAACACCUUCGGUGCUGGUGGUUACUAUUGCCAACCCAUCAAGCACGGUGCGGAUAUUGUCGUGCACAGCGCGACCAAGUGGAUUGGUGGGCAUGGUACUACUAUCGGAGGUGUCGUCGUCGAUGCUGGCAAAUUCGAUUGGGGCACUCCAGACGCUCGCAAGCGUUUCCCUCAGAUGACUGAGCCCUCGGAUGGAUACCACGGCCUCAAGUUCUGGGAUACUUUUGGUGCCAUCACGUUUAUCAUUCGCCUGCGAGUUGAGAUCCUCCGUGACCUGGGAGCUGCCCUCAAUCCAUUUGCGGCCCAGCAACUCCUUCUCGGAAUCGAAACCCUGAGCUUGCGUUGCGAGAGACACGCAGAGAACGCGCUGAAGCUUGCUCAAUGGCUGGAGAAGAAUGAGAACGUGGCCUGGGUCAGCUACCCUGGUCUCGCAAGCCACAAGAGCCACGAACUCGCGAAGAAGUACCUCCCCCGUGGAUUUGGCGGUGUUCUGUCGUUCGGUGUCAAAGGUGGCGGUAAGGCUGGUAGCCAGGUCGUCGACGGCUUCAAGCUCAUUUCCAAUCUGGCGAAUGUCGGUGAUUCUAAGACUCUGGCUAUCCACCCGUGGACUACUACCCACGAGCAGCUCAGCGAUGAGGAGAAGAUCAGCAGUGGUGUUACUGAGGUAAGCUUGAAAACAUAUUCCUCUGCAGCGUUUAUGGAUACUAACGGCUUUGGUAGGACCUCAUCCGCAUCUCCGUGGGCACUGAGCACAUCGACGACAUCAUCGCCGACUUCCAGCAAUCGUUCAAGAACGCAGAAACGAAGCCGAAUGAACAGGGCGUGGACAACUCUGGCGUGACUGGCUCAGCCAGCGCUCCGACCAACCCGACUGUUUGA
Messenger RNA from Lecanosticta acicola, 1494 nucleotides. The record is from the annotation of a GenBank genome assembly. NCBI's taxonomy places the organism in Eukaryota, Fungi, Ascomycota, Dothideomycetes, Mycosphaerellales, Mycosphaerellaceae.